Molecule: messenger RNA, 2770 nt
Organism: Xenopus tropicalis (tropical clawed frog)
Lineage: Eukaryota; Metazoa; Chordata; Amphibia; Anura; Pipidae
Gene: cd200
Product: CD200 molecule
Exons: 7
Coding region: 359-1432 (357 amino acids)
Biological process (GO): cell-cell adhesion
Cellular component (GO): membrane
Molecular function (GO): cell-cell adhesion mediator activity
Source: RefSeq, a predicted model, not a curated record
GUGUUGUUUGGCUAAAAGUGACAUGGCAGUACUAAAAUGUCCCAGCAAUAAGGGUUAAACGGAGUGGUCACAUAUAGAAUUAUUUUAUUACAGUAUUGAAACUAUGCAACUCUGGGGCUCCACCAUUUGGGCUGUUCAGGAAAUAGGAAGAAGGAGAUGCCUGUGUGACGGGCAGUGUACAGGACGGCCUGAGUGCUGAGCGCAGACCUCUAGGAUCAACAGUGGAGUGAGGAGGUUGUUGCCGGCUGGAUAGUAAAGUGGACCGGUAACUGCUGUAUAACUGAAGGACUACUCCAGACAAAUAAAGGGAAGGGAAGAUAAAGGAACAGAACAUCUGGCAGAAUCCAUAGAAGAAUCCAUGUUUCUCCUGUGCCUGCUGUGUGCGGUGUGCAUGGUUUCCAGCGUCCGUGGAAACAUCUUAACCGAAAAUGUAACGCUGGCAAGACUGGGUGAAAGUGUGACUUUGAGAUGUAAAUUACAAAUGCCAGGGGAACCUAUUCAGGUGACAUGGCAGAAGAUUGUAAGAAACAAAGAGGAUCAGGUUGCAACAUACACGGCUGAGGGUGGCCAAAAAGUCCUGGCGCCAUACCAGAACAGAGUGAACAUCACCGUGUUGGGAUUAAAGGAAACUGCCAUUACCGUGUGGAACACCCAGGCUGAUGAUGAAGGGAUGUACCCCUGUAUUUUCAAUAUUUUUGCAGUUGGUUCUGUAAAAGGGAUAACUUAUAUCAGCUUUGGUGAUGUGCUGACAGAAAAGUCCAAAGCCGUAAGGCUGGGUGAAAGUUUAUCUCUAAAAUGUGUCCUUCGGAAACCUGUGGAAGUUACUCAGGUGACAUGGCAGAGGACUGUAAAAGAUAAACAAGACAAUGUUGCAAUUUUCCGGAAGGAAGGGGUGGAAGUCAUGGACACCUAUAGAAAUAGACUGAGAUUCUCCAGUCUGGAUCUGAAUGUAACCGAGAUCAUUGUGUGGAAAGUACAGGCUGGUGAUGAAGGAGCCUACCGCUGUCUAUUCAAUACUUCCAUGUCUGGAACUUUAUCAGGGGAAACCUCUAUUUAUGUAUAUGAACCCCUCAAUGCAAACAUGGAAGUCAAAUCCCUAAAUGGCAGGACAAACGUUACUUGUUUGGCUACCGGCUAUCCACAACCUAAUACUACCUGGAAUGGCGUGGGAGAAGGAAAUCUAAAUGGGAGCAAGUUGGAGACACACGGUGGCAUUGUAACUGUAAAAAGCUGGAUUGUUGUAAACGCCACCGAGAGCGAAGUGAGGGAGAAGCUGGAAUGUCGAGUUCAAAAUGGAGAAAAGCCAAGAAUCUUUAAAAUACCGGUGAAAUCAUAUCCCCAAACAACCAUAGUAGUGCUAAUCGUAGUGUUGCUGGUGUUGGUCCUGGCCCUUGUAUUAGUGAUCUGUCGAGCCAAGAAAAGGAGAAAGUAGCGGGAUGUGUCAAGGUUCGGGUUUAAAUACAACAGAGAACCAGGCAGCUGCUGUAUGUAACUUCUUGUGGAGCAGAGAAGAAGUUAUUUCUGUUAGUGUUAAUUGUUUGCUUUAAGAUGGAAUAUGCAUUUCAUGUGCCACAGGGCCCCCGAAGAGUUGCUUUAUAGGUAGAAGGGGGACUAAUAAGGACCUGCAGUCCUCCAGCACAGGGGAUUGUGUGUCCUGUACCUGGUGUUUGUGGGGCAUGUGCUCCUGAUGAUUGCCCUUGUUUUCCCCACAAGAUAUAGGGCCCCCCCCAGUGAUCUCCUGUGAAUGUGCAGCCCCACACAUACAGUAUACACCAGUAUCCUGAAGUACUAGGCAGUGCAUAACAGAUCAUUUUGUGAGCCUACAAGGGAGAAAGCAGGGCAGACAGUUGGGGUGUGGGAAGGAAAGAAAAGGCAUGUAUUUGUAGUUGCUUUUCAAAAAGCCAAAACAUGCUGUUAUUUAAAGGGAAAUAUACCCCUUUUCUUGACAUGGAUUUAUACAGUUGGGCAUAUGUAGAAAAAGUAUAUAAACAUAAUCUGAUCUUCCAGAAACAGAGACAUACCUGAUUCUAAGAUUAAAAGGAGACCGUGAUAGUCUGACCCACCGGUGCUGUGACCCAACCGCUCCGCACUGUUUGCCUUUUACCUCCUGGGGAGAGGAGAGGGGAGAGGGAGCGCACCCAGGGGCGCUUGGACAGGGGAAUGGACUUGGGUCGGUGGGCCAGGGCCCAAUUCAACCCUUGUCUGGUUCUGUUAACACAGUAUAAUGCAACCCCUGCCUUACUUAGUUCCAGUGCAAUGUGAUGGAUUCUGCAACUUGAAAUCCCUCUGCUUUCUAAAGGGACUAUAGAAAGCAGAGGGGCUUCAAGUCCCAGAAUCCUUUACUUCAAGAGAGGGGUUGUAUUAUACUGUGAGCCUAAGGGAUGAUGGGAAGUGCUUUGUCGGUAGCAUGAUUUCCUUUCAAUCUGUGGAAUUGGCUAUGUCUUUCAAAAAUAAGGUGCUUUCUACCUAAGCCCAAGUGAAUGAGCUUAUGUCAAAAAGGGGGGCAUGUUUUCCCUUUAGGGCGCUGCUAUUUCUGUGCCAUGCAUGCUAGUGAAUGUGUUGGGGAUCACUGUUGCGUUGGUUCCUGUAAUUGUUCCUAUUUCCUGUUUCAAAGACCGGGACAGACUGUGGCAAAAACACCCAAAGUGCCUUAAGUUUUAUAUUUUGUUAUGAAUAUAUACAAAUAUAUGUGUGUGUUGCACAUAGGAACCAGCUGUUACUAAAACAUAAUAUUUUUUCUAAACAUAAAAUAAAGUUGUUUGAGAAGCAA